Messenger RNA from Manis pentadactyla (Chinese pangolin), 3795 nucleotides. It is a transcript of the gene LOXHD1, whose product is annotated as lipoxygenase homology PLAT domains 1. Bases 559 to 3795 code for a protein of 1078 amino acids. Lineage: Eukaryota; Metazoa; Chordata; Mammalia; Pholidota; Manidae. The record is from RefSeq and is a predicted model, not a curated record. Gene Ontology annotation, molecular function: protein binding. The transcript is spliced from 19 exons.
CAAAUAUUUUCUCCCAUUCUGUAGGCUGCCUUCUCAUUCUGUUGAUUGUUUCCUUUGCUGUAUGGGAAGUUUUUGUUGCCUAUGCUUUUGGUGUCAUAUCCAUGAAAUCAUUGCCAAGACCAGUAUCACAAAGCUCUUUCCCCACAUUUUCUUCUAGAAGUAUUAAGUUUCAAGUCUUGCAUUUAAGUCUGUAGUCCAUUUUGAGUUGAUUUUUGUGUAUGGUGUAAGAUAGGGGUCCAAAUUAAUUCUUUUACAUGUAGAUGUCCAGUUUUCCUAGGAUCAUUUAUUGAAGAUUCUAUCCUUUCUCUAUUGUGUAUUCUUUCAUGCCUAUGGCUCUUGACAGAUUGCAUGUAACGAGCCCCAUCUGAGAAAAACAGUUCCUUUUUUUUGUAAAAGUGCUGUGUGAGGUGACAUGACUACCUGGGUUAUGAACAUUGGUUCCUUUAAAAACUCUUGUAUCUUACUAGUCAGUGAUACUGACUCCAGGGGACAGAGAGCCCCUUGUGCUCUCUCCUGUCCUCAUUGCUGUCUCUACCACUGUGGACGUGUUUGGAAGCCAUGAGUCAUCUGCCCUUCAGCAUCCUCUCCUCAGGAAUGACCCUCCUGAAAUCCUCCAAGACCAACAGCGACAAGUUUGAAAGAGACAGCAUCGAAAUCUUCACGGUGGAGACUCUGGACUUGGGAGAUCUGUGGAAAGUCAGGAUUGGCCACGACAACACAGGCAAGGCUCCAGGCUGGUUUGUAGACUGGGUAGAGGUGGACGCCCCAUCUCUCGGAAAAUGCAUGACGUUCCCCUGUGGCCGCUGGCUGGCCAAGAAUGAAGAUGAUGGGGCCAUCGUCAGGGACCUCUUCCACGCAGAGCUUCAGACGAGGCUGUAUACACCAUUUGUGCCUUAUGAGAUCACCCUGUACACCAGCGACGUCUUUGCCGCCGGGACAGAUGCCAACAUCUUCAUCGUAAUCUAUGGCUGCGAUGCCGUGUGCACUCAGCAGAAGUACCUAUGCACCAACAAGAGGGAGCAGAAGCUGUUCUUUGAGAGGAAGUCAGCCUCCCGCUUCAUUGUGGAGUUAGAAGACGUGGGAGAAAUCAUUGAAAAAAUUCGGAUUGGCCAUAAUAAUACAGGCAUAAAUCCUGGGUGGCACUGCUCCCAUGUGGACAUCCGCAGGCUCCUCCCAGAUAAAGAUGGCACAGAGACCUUGACGUUCCCUUGUGACCGGUGGCUUGCCACCUCAGAGGAUGACAAGAAGACCCUUCGAGAGCUGGUCCCUUAUGACAUCUUUACUGAGAAAUACAUGAAAGAUGGGUCCUUAAGGCAAGUCUACAAGGAAGUGGAGGAGCCUCUGGACAUUGUUCUAUACUCGGUGCAGAUCUUCACAGGAAAUGUCCCUGGGGCAGGGACAGACGCCAAGGUCUACAUCACCAUCUAUGGAGACCUGGGGGACACAGGCGAGCGGUACCUUGGCAAGUCAGAGAACCGCACCAACAAGUUCGAGAAAGGAGCGGCCGACACCUUCAUCAUCGAGGCCGCUGACCUGGGUGUCAUCUACAAGAUCAAGCUCCGCCAUGACAACACCAAGUGGUGUGCAGACUGGUACGUGGAGAAGGUGGAGGUCUGGAAUGACACCAACGAGGACGAGUUCCUGUUCCUGUGCGGGCGCUGGCUGUCCCUGAAGCGGGAGGACGGGAGGCUGGAGAGGCUCUUCUAUGAGAAGGAGUACACUGGGGACCGGAGCAGCAACUGCAGCAGCCCUGCCGACUUCUGGGAGAUCGCCCUGAGCUCCAAGAUGGACGAUGUCGACAUUGCCACAGUGACGGGGCCCAUGGCCAGCUAUGUCCAGGAGGGCCCAGUUAUUCCCUACUAUGUGUCAGUCACCACUGGGAAGCACAAGGAUGCUGCCACUGACAGCCGCGCCUUCAUCUUACUCACUGGGGAGGAUGACGAGCGCAGUAACCGCAUCUGGCUGGACCACCCCCGAGGGAAGAGGGGCUUCAGCUGUGGCUCCGUGGAGGAGUUCUAUGUCGCAGGCUUGGAUGUGGGCACCGUCAAGAAAAUAGAGCUGGGCCAUGAUGGCGCCUCUCCCGAGAGCUGCUGGCUGGUGGAGGAACUGUGUUUGGCCGUGCCCACCCAGGGCACCAAGUACAUGUUGCGUUGCAACUGCUGGCUUGCCAAGGACCGAGGUGACGGCAUCACCUCCCGUGUCUUCGACCUCCUGGAUGCCAUGGUGGUGAACAUCGGGGUGAAGGUACUCUAUGAAAUGACGGUGUGGACGGGUGACGUGGUGGGUGGUGGCACUGACUCCAACAUCUUUAUGACCCUCUAUGGCAUCAAUGGUAGCACAGAGGAAGUGCGACUGGACAAAAAGAAGGCCAGAUUUGAGCGGGAGCAGAAUGACACCUUCAUCAUGGAGAUCCUGGACAUUGCUCCAUUCACCAAGAUGCGGAUCCGAAUUGACGGCCUGGGUAGCCGGCCCGAGUGGUUCCUGGAAAGGAUCCUCCUGAAGAACAUGAAUACUGGUGACCUGACCAUGUUCUACUAUGGAGACUGGCUGUCCCAGCGCAAGGGCAAGAAGACGCUGGUGUGUGAAAUGUGUGCCGUCAUCGAUGGGGAGGAGAUGAUGGACUGGACUUCCUACACUGUCUCAGUUAAGACCAGUAACAUCCUGGGAGCAGGCACUGAUGCCAAUGUGUUCAUCACCAUCUUUGGGGAGAAUGGGGACAGUGGGACCCUGGCCCUGAAGCAGUCAGCCAACUGGAACAAGUUUGAGCGGAACAACACAGACACAUUCAACUUCUCCAACAUGCUGAGUCUGGGCCACCUCUGCAAGCUGCGGGUCUGGCAUGACAACAAAGGGAUGUUUCCUGGCUGGCACCUGAGCUACAUCGACGUGAAGGACAACUCACGUGACGAGACCUUCCACUUCCAAUGUGACUGCUGGUUCUCUAAGAGCGAGGGCGACAGGCAGAUAGUCCGUGACUUUGCCUGUGCCAACAAUGAGAUCCAUCAUGAGCUGGAAGAGACCACCUACGAGAUCGUCAUAGAAACGGGCAAUGGAGGGGAAACCAGGGAGAAUGUCUGGCUCAUCCUGGAGGGCAGGAAGAACCGAUCCAAAGAGUUCCUCGUGGAAAAUUCUUCUCGGCAGCGGGCCUUCAGGAAGGGGGCCACAGACACGUUUGAGUUUGACAGCAUCUACUUGGGGGACAUUGCCUCCCUCUGCGUGGGCCACCUUGCCAGGGAGGACCGGUUCAUCCCAAAGAGAGAGCUGGUCUGGCAUGUCAAGACCAUCACCAUCACAGAGAUGGAGUACGGCAACGUGUACUUCUUUAACUGUGACUGCCUCAUCCCCCUCAAGAGGAAGAGGAAGUACUUCAAGGUAUUCGAGGUCACCAAGACAACGGAGAGCUUUGCCAGCAAAGUUCAGAGCCUGGUGCCAGUCAAGUACGAAGUCAUUGUGACAACGGGCUAUGAGCUCGGGGCCGGCACCGAUGCCAACGUCUUUGUGACCAUCUUUGGAGCCAAUGGGGACACAGGCAAGCGGGAGCUGAAGCAGAAAAUGCGCAACCUCUUCGAGCGGGGCAGUACUGACCGCUUUUUCCUGGAGACGCUGGAGCUGGGUGAGCUGCGCAAGGUGCGGCUGGAGCACGACAGUAGCGGCUACUGCCCCGGCUGGCUGGUGGAGAAGGUGGAAGUCACCAACACCAGCACAGGCGUGGCCACCAUCUUCAGCUGUGGCAGGUGGCUGGACAAGAAGCGCGGGGACAGGCUCACCUGGAGAGACCUCUUCCCUUCUGUCUGA